AUGAGUAUCUUAAGCAAAGUUCUAUUUGGUGUCGGUAUCAUUCAAUUAUUGCAUGCCGGGUUCUCCAGUUAUGAAUUCCAUCAACUAUUAAAAAGUUCUACAAAUAUUAAUGAAAGUUCAAAUGAACAAAAGCUUUAUCAAUUACCAAAUGAUAUUAAACUGGAAGUUUUCAUAAGUUUGGCUAUAUUAACGGUAAGCAUAUUUCUAUCAUUCAAUAAAUUGAAAUAUUACCCAAUCAAUAAUAAGAACGAUGAAAUUAUAACUGAAGGGGAGUAUUUAAGUAACAUUCAAAUGAGUAAAGCCAGCAAUGUGGAUAACUUAGUUGGUAGUGAUCCUACCGGUUAUAUCACAUAUCUACCAAAUAUGGUUGAUAUUCAAGCCAAACGAAAGGAAGUAGCUGAAUAUCUGAAGACCAUCUAG
Henningerozyma blattae CBS 6284 is the source of this 420-nucleotide messenger RNA. RefSeq names its product Emc5p (gene EMC5). The transcript has a single exon. Gene Ontology annotation, biological process: protein folding in endoplasmic reticulum. Gene Ontology annotation, cellular component: EMC complex. NCBI's taxonomy places the organism in Eukaryota, Fungi, Ascomycota, Saccharomycetes, Saccharomycetales, Saccharomycetaceae. The record is from RefSeq and is a predicted model, not a curated record. The coding region runs from base 1 to 420 and encodes 139 amino acids.